Messenger RNA from Herpailurus yagouaroundi (jaguarundi), 1387 nucleotides. It is a transcript of the gene OR6N1, whose product is annotated as olfactory receptor family 6 subfamily N member 1. Bases 273 to 1247 code for a protein of 324 amino acids. The transcript has a single exon. Gene Ontology annotation, biological process: G protein-coupled receptor signaling pathway. The record is from RefSeq and is a predicted model, not a curated record. Gene Ontology annotation, cellular component: membrane. Gene Ontology annotation, molecular function: olfactory receptor activity; G protein-coupled receptor activity. NCBI's taxonomy places the organism in Eukaryota, Metazoa, Chordata, Mammalia, Carnivora, Felidae.
UUAUGGAGGCCAAAAAAUGGGCUAUGACACCAGACACGGACUUAGAGUCUGAUUAUAAGAGCAGAUACUCUGAAGGAAGCUGCUGCCAAUGGUAAGGGCUAGAAAGGGAUCCAAACUCUGGCCUCUUAACGUAUUUGCUGGGAGCCCUUUACUCUGGAGGUGGCAGAGGGGAGAUAAAGUCCUUUGACGGGUCUUGUUCUUAAGAUUUCUGUGGUUCAACUUUCUUCCUCAUCCCUCCAUGCCCCACAGUCUAGGAAUAUGAAUGGUGAGCCAUGAGUGCUGGGAAUUGGAGCCAGGUAACAGAGUUCGUCAUCUUGGGCUUCCCCCAUCUCCAGGGUAUCCAGGCUUACCUCUUCGUCUUGUUACUUCUAAUUUAUCUCACCACCGUACUGGGAAACCUGCUGGUAUUCCUAGUGGUCUGCCUGGACUCCCAGCUCCACACACCCAUGUACCACUUUGUCAGCAUCCUCUCCCUGCUGGAGCUUGGCUACACGGCUGCCACCGUCCCCAAGAUGCUGUCGAACCUGCUCAGGGAGGAGAAGACCAUUUCUUUCUCCGGAUGCCUCCUGCAAAUCUACUUCUUUCACUCUCUUGGGGCCACUGAGUGCUAUCUCCUCACAGCUAUGGCUUAUGACAGGUAUUUAGCCAUCUGCCGGCCCCUCCACUACUCCACCCUCAUGACCCCAGCACGCUGCGCCAAGAUCGCCGUUGGCUGUUGGCUGGGAGGUCUGGCUGGGCCGGUGGCUGAGAUUUCCCUGGUGUCCCGUCUCCCUUUCUGUGGCCCCAAUCGCAUUCAGCACAUCUUUUGUGAUUUCCCGCCCGUGCUGAGCUUGGCUUGUACCGACACAUCUAUCAACGUCCUAGUGGACUUUGCUAUCAACUCCUGCAAGAUCCUGGCCACCUUCCUGUUGAUCCUCAGCUCCUAUGUCCAGAUCGUCCGCACGGUGCUCAGGAUUCCUUCAGUUGCAGGCAAGACCAAGGCCUUCUCCACCUGUGCCUCCCACCUGACCGUGGUUCUCAUCUUCUACGGGAGCAUCCUUUUUAUGUAUGUGCGGCUGAAGAGUAGCUACUCACUGGACUAUGACCGCGCCCUGGCUGUGAUCUACUCGGUGCUCACACCUUUCCUCAACCCCUUCGUCUAUAGCUUGCGCAACAAGGAUAUUAAGGAGGCCGUCAGGAGGCAGUUGAAGAGGUCAGGGAUACUUAUUGAUGUGAAGGUGGGGAAGGCAGGCCAAGGGAGAAGAUGAGGUACGGUGACCCAGGGGGUCGCCAGUCACCGCAGAUGAGAAGUCAAGCAUUGAGUGCCUUUCUACGUGGGAUACAGAACUGGGGCAAGUGUUGCCUGGCUCUCAGCGUCUACAUAACCGCCACACUGGAGCCACAUGCG